AGUCAAACGGAAUUAAAAAUAUCUUUUAUGUAUAGAUUUAAAUUAUUUUUAUAGGCUACAUGAUGUUGGCGGUUCGAUGUUCUUUAAUUUGACAGUUUGUUUAUUUUUCCAAUUUCUAACCUAUCAUUUUUCAAAUAUUGGUACUGGCAUACUUCAUCAGCUAAUAACUGUUUUUUUCUUAAUUUAAGGUAUUUUUACGUGUUUAACUUAAACAGACAAUCGAUUAAUAAUAUUCUUAUUGCAAUGAGUUUCGACGACCUUUUCGGAGAUAAUGAAAUUGAGGAUGGAGUUAAUUAUAACUAUGGCUUUACUCAGAAUCUUUAUAACAAUUCUGCUGUUAUAUCAUACCCAAACGAUAUUAAUAUCAAUAGUUUAGUUCUUUUACUAACAAAGUUUAAUAAAACAGAUAUAGUCACAUUAAUUGAAGAAAUAAUAAAUAACAAGAGUGUUAUAGAUGGGUCACCUGUAGUGUUUUUUAUAUUCCAGUCCUUCUUUAAAAAUAAUUUGGACCUACAGAUGUUAACAGAGGAGGAAAUAAUAAAUUUGGACUUCGUUACUCAAAUAAUCAAGAGACUAAAAACAUCAAAUAAAUUUAAUCAUAUCAAUUUUGCCAAAACAUUCUUCUCCAAUUGUGACGCAAAUAUUUCACUUAUUUUCAUAUGGUGGCUACAUAAAGAACAUAUUAUUUAUCUUGAGCAAUACUGAUUAAUUUAAGGGAUGCUUAUCAGCCACUGGAUUUAAUAGAUAAAUUAAUAAAAAUUGCUGCAAUAAAUGAAAAUAAAGAAAUUCUGGAGGGCAUACUUGUGGAACUUCUUUCAAGUUGUUAUUCUCCUAGAACUGGUAUCUGCCGUCUUCACAAAAGUAAAUUGUGGUCGUCUUUUUGUAGCAAUAUUUUGAAUGACUUUAUUGAGAAGUAUUUUAUUUCCAUAUUAAAAGAAAAAAACCAAGAAUUUAAUAAUUUUCUUCCUCUAAUAACUGGUUCAUUGCUCUUACCAUAUAAUUUUAAGAAACGUUUUUGUAUAAGUAUACUUCAAAAACUGGUUACUUUUGAAAAUGGUGAAUUUGAUAUGAAUAGUGCCUUUUUAUUUCAAUGCCUUUGGACUAUGGAAAAUACACCAGAGAAAUUGGAAAAUGUCCUGAAAGAGGUUUUUUCAGAUUAUUGUGAUUUUAACGAUGUUAUGGAAAUUUUUAAAAAGUGCGACAAUAACAUAAAUUGGAAGUAUCUUCUUACUGUAAUAGCUGCAUGUGCUAAACAUUCAAAAGCAAGUCAAAAGCAGUUACAAAAAACCGUACAUGAUAAUUUGCUGAGUAUGUUCAAAGGCGGAAAGAUUUCUGAUUUUAAAACUGCUAUACUUCUUAUAAGACAAGCAACGCUAGAAAAACAAAUGGACUUGAAGUAUGACAUAUGGUUUUCUAAUACUUUUGGAGUGAACACAACCUUCAUAACUGCCGAGAAUCAAACAAUAUUUAAGUUUUUCGUCGAUUGUUUACACAACGUCGUUUCGUUAGAAUCAGAAGCGUUUCUUGAAAUUCACAUAAAUAGAGCAAUUAGGGCUCCACCAAAAUGUAACGCUCUAAUGUUGGAAUACAAAAAUAUCUGCAAAAGUCGUUUGAAACAGUUGAAAAAAUAUCCCAGCAUAGUUUUGAACAACGAAAAACUAAACGUCUUGCAAAUGUUCGAAAAUACGUAUCGCAUAAAAAGGGUUGAUCCUAUUAUUAAACAAAUUAUGAAAGAAGAUUAUCAAAGUUUUUAUGAUAAGUUUGUUCCAUAUUUAAAUAAUGAAAGUGUCGUUUUUAAAAAUGUAAAAGAAAUAUUUUUAUCUGAGAAACUUGUAAGCAUAGAUUUAUUAAAUCACUGUAAGUCUGUGGAAGAACUUACAGUAAUAAGUGAUGAUGAUGAUGAAGAAUUACUUAUUAAUAAAUGCUAAUAAAUGCCCUAAAAUAAAUG
Messenger RNA from Agrilus planipennis (emerald ash borer), 1948 nucleotides. RefSeq lists its product as uncharacterized. Gene Ontology annotation, cellular component: Fanconi anaemia nuclear complex. Lineage: Eukaryota; Metazoa; Arthropoda; Insecta; Coleoptera; Buprestidae. The record is from RefSeq and is a predicted model, not a curated record. The transcript has 8 exons. Bases 1068 to 1928 code for a protein of 286 amino acids. Gene Ontology annotation, biological process: interstrand cross-link repair.